Molecule: messenger RNA, 1275 nt
Organism: Meira miltonrushii
Lineage: Eukaryota; Fungi; Basidiomycota; Exobasidiomycetes; Exobasidiales; Brachybasidiaceae
Product: FMN-dependent alpha-hydroxy acid dehydrogenase
Exons: 1
Coding region: 1-1275 (424 amino acids)
Molecular function (GO): oxidoreductase activity; FMN binding
Source: RefSeq, a predicted model, not a curated record
AUGCAAUACCAACGUGACGCAUUCAAAAGCGGAACACAAGAAGGUCACUUCCCUCCAUUCAGUACGGAUGCAAGUAAAUUAGAAGCAUUGGCACAUGAACGUCUUUCACAAAAUGGUUGGUUGUAUGCUUCGAGUAAUGCAGGUUUAGGAACAACUCAUUCGGCCAAUCGAGAAGCAUUUAAUAAUUGGAAAAUUGUACCAAAGAUGCUUCAACCUAAUCAUGAACGUGAUACACGUACUCAACUAUUUGAAAAAACUUUAUCUGCCCCAAUCGCUUUUGCACCUAUUGGUAUAAACAAGAUUUAUCAUCAUCUUGGUGAAUUACCCGUUGCAAAAGUUGCAGGUGAAUUAGGUUUACCCUAUACACUUUCUACUGCUGGUUCUGUUCCUAUCGAAGAUGCAGCAAAGUCAAACGUGGUCGGCGCACAACAAGGUUAUAAUGAAGGAUUAGGAGCUCAAUACGGUGAUGGCUUGCGUUACUAUCAAUUGUACAUGCCACACGAUUGGGAAUUGGGAGCAAAUCUGUUGCAAAGAGCGGUCGAUAGCGGAUAUGAAGCAUGUAUCUUCACAGUUGAUACUUGGAGCUUAGGCUGGCGACACGAUGAUGUAGCAACGAGCAAUUACGCAUUCUACAAAGGAAUUGCCGCCGAUUUGGGUCUAAGUGACAAAGUGUUUAUGAAACGGAUGCGUGAACAAGGUAUCGAUAUGAACGAUUUGCCAAAGAUUGGAGAAAGAUGGGUAGACAGCUAUUGGCACGGCGUUCCAUGGGGUUGGGAUGAUUUACCAAAGAUUAUCAAACUUUGGAAAGAUAUCAGUGGUGGAAAGCCAUUCGGUGUAAAAGGUAUUCAAAGAGCAGAAGAUGCAGAACGAUGCAUCGAAGCAGGCUGUGAAAUUAUCUGGGUUACAAAUCAUGCCGGAAGACAAAUUGAUGGUGCGAUUGCAAGUUUGGACGCUCUACCUGCCAUUGCCGAAAAAGUGAAUGGAAGAGCAAAGAUUAUCUUUGAUUCGGGAGUACGUUCAGGAAGUGACAUUUUCAAAGCAUUAUGUUUAGGAGCAGAUGUCGUUGCUCUGGGUAGACAGUGGAUUUGGGGUCUAUCUAUUCAAGGUGAAGUUGGCGUUCGUCAUGUUAUGAAAGCUAUCUUGGCAGAAUUCGAUAUCGUGAUGAUGUUGGCAGGAGUAAAGUCUAUACAAGAAAUAAAGGAGAACGGAAAAGAUCUACUCAAGUAUAUGCCAAACGGCGUGGAUCUUGCUCUAGCAGCAAAAGCAAAGAUCUGA